Messenger RNA from Ruditapes philippinarum (Manila clam), 1203 nucleotides. Its product is annotated as heavy metal-binding protein HIP-like. The record is from RefSeq and is a predicted model, not a curated record. The transcript is spliced from 2 exons. Bases 108 to 788 code for a protein of 226 amino acids. Gene Ontology annotation, molecular function: protein binding. NCBI's taxonomy places the organism in Eukaryota, Metazoa, Mollusca, Bivalvia, Venerida, Veneridae.
UUAUUUCCUUUAUGUUAUGAUCUCAAGUGAUUUAUGGGAGCAACAUAGUAUAAGUAUAUGAACUUAAUACGCUUUAAACACUAUUCGUUGUUAAAUAGCUUCACAAAAUGUCGAUCCUUCAUUUGACCCUUCUUUUUAUGACUCUUGCUGCAGAACCAGUGUGUUCACAAUUUCAGAAUGACAAACGUUUAAUGGAAUAUAUGAUCGAAACAAGAUACGAAGUGAAGAAUCUGACGAAAGAUUUGAGAAAAACAGAGGAGUAUCUAUUAACUGCCUUGGAAUGGCGCAGAAAAGAAAUGAAACAGCUAGAAGAAGGAAUGCUGAACAUUACAGAAAAAGUUAACAAUCUUCAAGAAACUUUCGGUCACAACACGGUAGCUUUCAGUGCUUAUAAUCCAUUCGACAAGAGUUUACAAAAAAACGAAACUCUUAUUCUUCAGUCGGUACUCAUUAACGAAGGGCAAGGAUAUGAUACUAAAAGUGGAAUAUUUACGGCUCCAACUAAUGGUCUGUAUCACUUCACCGCCCAUGUUUGCAACACACACGCACUGGUCAUUCACUACGCUAUUGUGAAAGAUGGUGACUGGAUAGCAAGAUCACAACAGUUUGAACAAGCCGAUGAAAAUCCACAUAAAUACGCCGGCUGCAGUUCUGUUAGCGCCCUUACAAGGAUGGCAUCGGGCGAUCAAGUUUGGAUAAUGUGUACUUCUGGAUAUUCUUCAGCAGUUCAGAUUCACGACGACGACCAUCGUCGAAAUUCGUUUAUUGGUGUUCUUCUUCAUACAUAAUAAUUUACCAAUUAAUCAGAUCGUUGAUUGAUAUUUUAGAUCCCUCAUCAUAAUGUCGUUAACUUGUAAACUUCUUUAUUUAACAUGUUUUAGUUAGAGUUAUAAACAAAACUAUAAAAGUUACAUUCAUAAUAAUAUUUUAUUGUGUGUUUCUUGUAUUAAAUAAAGUGCAUGACUACUUCAAAGACAUUAUUUACUUCAUACAACAUGUGACAAUUAAACAAUCAUAUUUUAUAAACGUAUACAUGCAAUCUCUGCAUUAUAUCAUACUGAAAUUGUUAAGUUUACGACAUUUACUAACGUUUCAAGGCGAUGAUGAAUAUUAAACUAAUUCGAUAGAUAAAUAACCAAGCAACUCUACAUGUGGCAUUUUAUUAUUAAUGGUACCAUGUAAUAAAAAUGUUUUGUUGUUGUU